Molecule: messenger RNA, 756 nt
Organism: Alternaria conjuncta
Lineage: Eukaryota; Fungi; Ascomycota; Dothideomycetes; Pleosporales; Pleosporaceae
Exons: 2
Coding region: 1-756 (251 amino acids)
Source: RefSeq, a predicted model, not a curated record
AUGCCCAACUACGCGCGACAGAGUUCCUUGGACCUGGACGAGAUAUUCGGCCACUAUAUCAAGAACGACAGCAACGCCGCCAUGAUGAGAAACAUUCGUACCAAAGAGAGAAUGAGCAGCGCUCAUCACUGCGAAGACAAGGAGUGUGGCGGCGGCCCAUCAAUCAGAUGUGUUAGCGCGCUGCACUUCUGCUGGUGUCUCGCUCCCGUCAUCGACAAGGACAAGAAGUCAGAUACAUACGACGAGGUCGUGAUCUGUGGGCAGCGCUUUCAGUGCAUCUCCCCUAAGGGAUGCGCCGUGCAUCCAUACCUAGCGGGCUACAACCUCGACGUCAAGAACGCACGCAACAACUACCCAAAUGUCAAGGUCGAGUGGAAGGCCAUCUUCGAGUCAUUCAAGGCUGAGCACGAUGCAGCUGUGGCAGACAAGACGGAAGAACAGAGGUUGUUGAAGAAGGAGAAAAGGACGACCGAACCUCAAAAGAACCGAUACCGGAAGCUGCAAGACCAAGCCGCGUUCCAGAGAAGCCUCGAGAAGGAGCCUGGUGUCGAACAAGAGGAUACUGGCCAGGAAGUAGGGCAGUCUCCACCAUGUCCACCUACCACGACCCACGCCCGACCCCGCCGAAAAGAUACCAAGAAAGCCAAGAGACAGCGAGCACGCAGAGACCGUGAUAAUGCAAAAGCUUACGAGGAUUGGGUCAAGGAAGACGAUGUGUCAAGUGAGACAAGGGGUCUAGCGGUGAGACCGGCGUAA